GCUAUUUUCAUUAAUAAAAAGUUGGUGACUUUGACAAGACGUUCAGUGCUUAAGAUUCAGUAAAAAGUGAAAAGUUAUUAAACGGACUGCGCUGUAAGCAAGAGGGAAGGCAAACAUGAAGACAUUCGUAGCCAUUCUUUUGGCAAUCUGUGCCUGCAUUGUAGCAGCAGAGGAACUGGAGAGCAGGCAUAAUUUCCAUAAAUUACACUACAGUCAGCACCAGCAAACGGUAGAAGAGGCUAAGAGGAAAAUUGGAGAUGUAGUGUCUGAAUUUGAUGGCCAGCACCAGGCCUCAUUUGAAGAAGUCGGCUCCUAUGGUGGAGUUGGUACAGUCGGACUUUCAAGUGGUAGUAGCGGCUACGGUAGCAGUGGCUAUUCCAGUGGACUUUCCGGUUCAUCUGCUCUAUCAGGUCUUUCAGCCGCUGAACUGGCCAGUAGCUCAUCUUUCGGCGCUUCUAGCAACAGUGCUGCUUCAUUUGGUGCCAGUCACUCUGCAAACUUUGGCAGUUCUUCAUCGUUUGGUGCUGGCUCGAAUUUUGCUAGCGGUGCUAGCAACGGUGCCGCUGUUGUGAUACCUGUCACCUCGGGUGGCGCAUCAAGCAGUUUCACAGAACAAACUGAAAAUGUACAGCAGCAAGUUAUACCUGAAAUUAUUGUAUCAGGAGGUGGAUCGGGUGGCCAUGAAAGCUAUGUACACCAUGAGGAACGUCGCACUGAAAGCCAGCCCGUCAUUACUUACAGUGCACCUGUUGGUGGUGCCCAGAACUACGUCCACCAUGAGGAGCGUCGCACUGAAAGCCAACCCGUCAUUACUUACAGUGCGCCUGUUGGUGGUGCCCAGAACUACGUCCACCAUGAGGAGCGUCGAACUGAAAGCCAACCCGUCAUUACUUACAGUGCACCUGUUGGAGGCGCCGAGAACUAUGUUCACCAUGAGGAACGUCGCGUACAGUCUCAGCCCGUUAUUCAAUAUACUGCACCAUCUGGUGGUUCUGAAAAUUACUAUCACCACGAAGAACGUCGUGUACAAGCCCAACCCGUCAUUCAAUAUACCGUGCCUAGCGGAGGUUCUGAGAAUUAUGUGCAUCAUGAGGAGCGUCGCGUUCAAAGCAAAGCAGUACCUGUCAUCCAAUAUACUGCCCCAUCUGGUUCAGAGAAUUAUGUGCAUAUUAAAGAGGAACGCAUCCAACAAGCUGCGCCCGUCCAAAUUGUUGCUCCCUCCGGUCAAGAGUCGUACGUUAAAUAUCGCAAAGUGACCUCUUCGGCACAACCACAGUUCAUCGUACCAUCUGUCGGCGGCUCCCACUCAUCAUACCUUCAACACUCAGCUUCUUCAAACGUAGCUUCGCAGCUAAACAAUCUGUUAAGUGGUUCAUUGACUGCUGGUCAAGCAUCUCACGUUGGUGGAUUCGGCGGUCAUUCCGCACAAAGCGAUUUCGGCUCACAGAGCCGUUUCGGCGUUCAAAACGGAUUUAGAGCUCAACAUGGUUUUGGAGCCCAAAGCAGUUUUGGAGCACAAAAUGGUUACAGUGCUCACAGUGGUUUUGGUGCUGGCAGCAAUGCCGCACUUACUCAGGCUUCACAGCUUGGUGCUGGUUUUGGAGCUCAAUCGAAGUUUGGCUCCCAAUUCGGAGCUGAAUCUAGUUUUAACUCCAAAUUUGGUUCAGCCUUUGGUGCAGAAUCCGCAUAUGGUGCAAAUUCAGGCUUAUCUUCCGGUGUCGGAGUUGGCGCCUCGGGCUUACAUCAUUACAUUUCCGAGUCGGAGCGUUUGGCAAAGGCGCAAGCCCAAGAUAUUGGUGUUGCUGGUGUUCGUACCGGUGGUAGUCAAUUGGCUGACUUGUCAGGAGGCUAUGGCAGCAAUCUUGGUCUUUCAGCAAAUGUAGGAGGCUCUGGCGGUGGCUACAAGACCAAGUCAUGGGAGAAGGCUUCCAAAUGGUCCUCACAGUCUGAGUUUGGACCCGAUGGUCAAGUUAAAAAUUACAAGGAGCUUUCAACAGGCGAAAGUGAGAACUACGAUAUUAAUGGCCAGCGUGUCGGUUACAAGGCAGCCACAACGACCCUCGACGACAACGGAAAGGUCAGCAGCUACACCCUUCACACAUAAAUCCCACCUCGAUUUUUUACAGUUAAAAUACUUUAAUGUGUUCUUUUACGCUAAGCUAAUCUCGCUGAUUAUUUUAUUGUAAACAUAAAGAAUUUAAAUUCUUAAAUAAAGAAAAAAAUGUUACUUAAAUUUAUAUAA
Molecule: messenger RNA, 2242 nt
Organism: Anastrepha obliqua
Lineage: Eukaryota; Metazoa; Arthropoda; Insecta; Diptera; Tephritidae
Product: hornerin
Exons: 7
Coding region: 116-2104 (662 amino acids)
Source: RefSeq, a predicted model, not a curated record